GAAACCCUAAUUACUCUCUCCGCUCUUUCACACUGCGAUCUGCGAUUCCUCGAGAGGCAGGUCUUAACACUUUUAGUUUUCCUUUGCAGACUUUGUGAAAUCGCAACCCUAACUCUUAAGUUGAGUUCUUAGCAGGCUAACAGGAAGAAAUGGGAGAAACAAGAGACAACGAAUAUGAGGAAGAGCUCCUCGACUAUGAGGAAGAGGAAGAGAAGGCACCCGAUUCCGUUGGAGCUAAAGUCAACGGUGAAGCUGGAAAGAAGGGUUAUGUUGGAAUUCACAGUUCGGGAUUCAGAGACUUCCUAUUGAAGCCGGAGCUUCUCCGUGCUAUUGUGGACUCGGGAUUUGAGCAUCCAUCUGAAGUGCAACACGAAUGUAUUCCCCAAGCUAUCCUCGGCAUGGAUGUUAUUUGUCAAGCUAAAUCUGGUAUGGGUAAAACUGCUGUUUUUGUUCUGUCAACACUGCAGCAGAUUGACCCUGUUGCUGGUCAAGUUUCUGCCCUAGUUCUGUGCCAUACUAGGGAGCUUGCGUACCAGAUCUGUCAUGAGUUCGAAAGGUUCAGCACUUAUCUUCCCGAUCUGAAAGUUGCAGUUUUCUAUGGUGGGGUGAAUAUUAAAAUUCACAAAGAUCUUCUGAAGAACGAAUGCCCUCAUAUUGUUGUUGGAACACCCGGAAGGAUAUUGGCAUUGACAAGAGAUAAGGACCUUUCCCUGAAGAACGUGCGGCAUUUUAUCUUGGAUGAAUGUGACAAGAUGCUUGAGUCACUUGAUAUGCGGAGGGAUGUACAGGAAAUCUUCAAGAUGACUCCUCAUGACAAACAAGUUAUGAUGUUUUCGGCGACACUCAGCAAAGAAAUCCGCCCAGUUUGCAAGAAGUUUAUGCAAGAUCCAAUGGAAAUAUAUGUCGAUGACGAGGCGAAGUUGACAUUACAUGGUCUUGUCCAGCACUACAUCAAACUGAGCGAGAUGGAGAAAAAUCGGAAGUUGAACGACCUCCUUGAUGCAUUGGACUUUAAUCAAGUGGUUAUUUUUGUUAAAAGUGUUAGUAGGGCAGCUGAGCUGGAUAAGUUAUUGGUGGAGUGUAAUUUUCCAUCUAUAUGUAUCCAUUCUGGCAUGUCUCAGGAAGAGAGGUUGACUCGAUACAAGGGUUUCAAGGAAGGACAUAAGCGGAUUCUUGUGGCAACAGAUUUGGUUGGUCGAGGAAUUGAUAUUGAACGUGUAAACAUUGUCAUCAAUUAUGACAUGCCAGAUUCUGCUGAUACUUACCUGCACAGGGUUGGCAGAGCUGGUAGAUUUGGCACCAAAGGGCUUGCAAUUACUUUUGUAUCAUCUGCAGCUGAUUCUGAUGUUCUCAACAAUGUCCAAGAAAGGUUCGAAGUAGAUAUUAAGGAGCUUCCAGAGCAGAUUGAUACAUCCACAUACAUGCCAUCAUAGAUGUAGACAUCUUCAGCGUAGAAUAUCAGCUACCUGGGUUGCCUUUGUGGUUCACAUGUCAUUGUGGUUCGAAUCCAAAUCAGACUCGAAAUGGAUGGAAGCCACUGCACUAGGCUUGGAUGCGAGAGGGUAAUGUGCUCUUGAUGUGGUGGUGGUGGUACACGCCGCUGCCAUUUGAGUUUAUUGUAUUCUAAUUGCUGGGGCUGUCUUGCAUGGGAAGUCUCUUUAUGAAUUUUAUUCUGAACCACGAAUGAUCGAAUUGUAAUAUUUUAGAUACCCCCUUUCUCUCUAUGCAAGACAGAACAAUUACGGUAGACUGUUGUUGGUAGUGUUUGCAGUGAUUUUUAUGAGACUCCUCCUUAUGUUCUCUUUUGUUAGUGCCUAUUGCCAGA
Messenger RNA from Cucurbita maxima (winter squash), 1825 nucleotides. Its product is annotated as DEAD-box ATP-dependent RNA helicase 56. The transcript is spliced from 12 exons. Gene Ontology annotation, molecular function: ATP binding; RNA helicase activity; RNA binding. Bases 150 to 1433 code for a protein of 427 amino acids. Lineage: Eukaryota; Viridiplantae; Streptophyta; Magnoliopsida; Cucurbitales; Cucurbitaceae. The record is from RefSeq and is a predicted model, not a curated record.